Messenger RNA from Huiozyma naganishii CBS 8797, 3006 nucleotides. It is a transcript of the gene DBP10, whose product is annotated as ATP-dependent RNA helicase DBP10. The record is from RefSeq and is a predicted model, not a curated record. Lineage: Eukaryota; Fungi; Ascomycota; Saccharomycetes; Saccharomycetales; Saccharomycetaceae. Gene Ontology annotation, molecular function: ATP binding; RNA helicase activity; RNA binding. The coding region runs from base 1 to 3006 and encodes 1001 amino acids. The transcript has a single exon. Gene Ontology annotation, cellular component: nucleus.
AUGGUGUCCAGUGGUAAGAGAGUGCGGGAGAGUGAGUCCUACGAGAGCUCGGACGAAGAAGGGUACGUGAGUGCGCCCGGGACCGGCAGUUCUGCAGAGGAAGAGGACGAUGCGUUGGUCGACAUUGCUGGCGACAUCGCUCUGGAGUCCUCUGAUGAGGAGGAGGAGGAAGAUGUGCAGGGAGAUAUUGCAGAUAUAAUAGAUUACAGCGAUGAGGAGCCCGCAGAGGCAAAGGGCAAGCAGCAGAAGCAGAAGCAGAAACCGAGUAAGAAAUCCCCGAAGGAGAACGCCUUCCCCAGUUUGGAACUUUCAGACGACGAGUCCUCAAAGGCUGCUGGUGAUGCGUCGGACGAUGACGUUAACGCAUACUUUUCGACGAACAACCAAGCUGAGAAACAGAAGUUUAAGAAGGGAAGUUUUGCCAGUUUCGGGCUGUCGAAGGCGAUCCUGUCCAACGUGACCCGCAAGGGGUUCCGCCAACCUACCCCGAUCCAACGUAAGACUAUACCCUUGAUCCUUCAAAAUAGAGACAUUGUGGGGAUGGCAAGAACAGGGUCAGGGAAGACCGCGGCGUUCGUGCUCCCCAUGAUCGAAAAAUUGAAGACGCACUCGUCAAAGAUCGGUGUUCGUGCCAUUAUCCUUUCCCCCUCAAGAGAAUUGGCAUUGCAGACACACAACGUGUUCAAAGAUUUCUCCAAGGGGACCCACCUACGUAGUGUUCUGCUGACAGGUGGUGACUCUCUGGAGGAACAGUUUGGUAUGAUGAUGUCUAACCCAGACGUGGUCAUCGCGACACCGGGUAGAUUCCUGCAUUUGAAAGUGGAGAUGAACUUGGUGUUGAAAACAGUGGAGUAUGCCGUGUUCGACGAGGCAGACAGACUGUUUGAAAUGGGGUUUCAAGAACAACUGAACGAACUGCUAGCGGCUCUACCUUCCUCAAGACAGACUCUACUGUUUUCGGCGACUUUGCCAAGCUCGCUGGUGGAGUUUGCAAAGGCAGGACUAACCAACCCUGUGCUGGUCAGAUUGGACGCAGAGUCUAAGAUCUCAGAAAACUUGCAGAUGCUCUUCUUAUCGAUAAAGAACGACGAAAGAGAGGCUAACCUGCUGUACCUUCUACAAAACGUCAUCAAGAUCCCUCUGGCAACCCCGGAACAACUGAAAAAAUUGCGCGACAGUGAUGCGAAAUUCUCAGAAUCUGAAUCAGAGGACGAGUCCAACGAGAAGAGGGGCGGCAAGCGCGAUUUCAAGAAAAAUGGGAAGAAGAAGUUUGUCAAACAGAGACUACCCGCUGCAAACGAAUUGCCCUCCGAAAAUGCAACAGUUGUCUUCGUCCCAACAAGACAUCACGUCGAGUACAUCUCCCAAGUGUUAAAGGAUUGUGGAUACCUCGUCUCGUACAUCUAUGGGUCCCUGGAUCAAAACGCGCGUAAGAGUCAGCUAUACAAUUUCAGACUUGGGUUGACGUCCAUUUUGGUGGUCACAGAUGUCGCCGCAAGAGGUGUCGAUAUCCCCAUGCUGGCAAACGUCAUCAAUUACUCACUUCCUUCCUCAUCGAAGAUCUUUAUUCAUCGUGUUGGGAGAACUGCGAGAGCUGGUAACAAAGGUUGGGCUUACACCAUCGUCUCAGAGAGCGAAUUGCCAUACCUUCUGGAUCUUGAAUUGUUCCUGAGCAAAAAAGUCUUGCUUACGCCAAUGCUCGAGGCCAAAAACGCUAUAUUAAAGCAAAAAUGGAUCGACCAAGGUAACGACGAAAUGUCUUUCAAGCCACCAGCAGUUUCAUACACUGACAGAAUCGUCCUUGGUAGUUGUCCAAGACUGGAUUUAGAGAGCAUGGGAGAUUUAUUCAAGAACAUUUUGGAAAAUAAUUUCGAUCUUUCUUUAAUGAAGGCAACGUCAUUGAAGGCUGAGAAACUAUACUUUAGAACGAGGACACACGCCUCCUUGGAAUCGCUGAAAAGAAGCAAGGAGGUCAUUGCCUCUGGAUGGGACGAACAAAACAUUAUCUUUGGCUCCAAUGUGGAAAAGGAGAAGAUAAAUUUCCUAGCCAAGCUACAAAAUAGAAGGAACAAAGAGACCGUGUUUGAGUUCUCCAGGAACCCGGAUGACGAAAUGUCCGUAUUCAUGAAGCGUAGAAGAAGACAACUGGCCCCAGUGCAAAAAAAGGCAAAGGAGAGAAGAGAGCUGCUGGAGAAGGAAAGAAGGUCAGGUCUCUCACACUCCAUAGAGGAUGAAAUCUUUAAUCAAAAUAAUAACACUGAAAUGGAGACCGGUUACACUGUUUCUGAAGAAGCUUUGAAACAAUUCGAGGACGCGGACGAAUUACUACAGAAGCAGUCCGAGAAGAAAACAAAACCAAAGAAUUAUAAAGAUCCAAAUUUCUUUUUAAGUCAUUACGCACCUGCUGCAGAUAUCCAAGAUAAGCAACUGCAAGUGACCAGCGGAUUCACCAACGAUGCCGCGCAAGCCGCGUACGAUCUGAACGACGACGAUAAAGUACAAGUCCACAAACAAACGGCCACCGUGAAAUGGGACAAGAAAAGGAAGAAGUACGUCAACAUGCAAGGUAUCGAUAACAAGAAGUAUAUCAUUGGUGAGAGUGGCCAAAAGAUUGCUGCAAGUUUCCGGUCGGGGAAGUUCGAUGAGUGGUCGAAGGCUAGACAUAUUAAACCUUUGAAAGUGGGCGCUAAGGAGGAUUCCAUUGAAACGCAUCUAUUAAGGGACCCCACGGGCCGGUCAAACAUCAGUGGUAAUAGAACUGCAUCAGGAAAGUACAAACACAAGCAGGACAAAGCACCUAAACUACCUGAUAAGCACAGGGAUAAUUACCAUUCUCAAAAGAAGAAAAUUGCAAGUGCUAUGGAGAGAGGCACUUAUGUCAAGGGCUUCAACGGUCCUGGGACUCAAAGUGAGUUGAAAUCUACCGCACAGAUCAGGAAGGGCAGAUUGCAAGCGGAGAAGAAGAAGGCCAAAAACGCACGUCCAAACAAGAAAAGAAAGUUUUAA